AAUUGCUGUAAUCAUUCGCGUCUCCUGACGGCUCUGAGCAUCAUGCCGGCGUCUCACGACUCUACUACGCCAGUGACAGCCAGGUCUAGUCGUUCUACUCGCUCCGCGAAUGCUACAUCGAUUCCUGAGACUCAAUCCCGGCGACAAUCAUCUGACCAGGUGACAAAGUCGAACGCUAGUUCUGGUCGUCAGACCCGAGGAAUCAUCAAACCUUCUGCGAGAUCUACUCGCAUCUCCUCUGAUCGUAUCUCUAUUGAAGAGUCUGGUCCCUCUCACUCUUCACCUCGCUCGCGAUCCAUUUUGGUGUCUGCGUCUCCUGAAGGCUCACGGAGAGCAACAACGGGCCGGACGACGACAGAUCCCAGCAGCACGUCCAUGUCGUCUGCAAGCAAGCGCUUGCCAAGGACAUACUCCCGAGCGGGCCGAAAUACAUCAGUCUACGAGGGCGAGGCUCCGAUAUCUACUGGAGAGAUAGCACAGGACAUGCUAUCGGCAUCGACAUCGGCUUUGAGUACUCCUCCAGCUCACUCUCGUCGAUCUAGCAGGAGUGAAAGAGGCUCACCUUCAUCAUCCGGAAAGUUAGUGUCUAAUUUGAGCUCAAUAACGACAUCUCAAUCCUCAAAACUGGCUCGUCGUGUCCCCGAUCGAGAUAGAACUGUCUCUUCAGAUUUCCUCAAUUUGAAAGGACCGUCCCCCGAGACGAAGCUCAAACCGAAGGACAGGUCAAAGCUGGCCAGUUCUACCAAGCAGCGAAUAACGAAUCCGAAAACACCAUUGACGAAGAAACCACGCUUAUCUCGUUUGGGUUCUGAACUUGAUCAAACCGCUACAUCAUCCACGACACCCCCCGCCAAAAAUAGGACACCAAAAUUGCAGCCCGUUGCUGGACCCAGCCGAUCUGUCCCUGAACGUCGCGUUCUGCCAGCUCGUAUUCGUCGAACUGCUGGUCGAGGAGCCGACGGCGUUCGGGAUUUGGAGGACAUGGUCUGUGAUUGGUUGGAGCGUUACGGCGAGCCUUUGGCUUCUCCGCCCGAAUCCCUCCCGAUAUACAUCACCUCUCUCAGUCUAGAUCUCGUUCGACCGCCGACAACUCAGUCACACUCCUCUAAUCCUAUUCCUCCCUCCAUUACUCUCACUCCGACCCGUGCAAAGCUUCCCGCCAGCCCGUUGAUCCCAUUUCAUAGCCCAACGAAGGGCGCACAGGAGAAGAUUGAAACUCCGACUUGGACCAUGGUCUCUCGAGGGGGCGAUGACGAAGACGAAGCUCGGGAAGAGCUCAGCGUGGGUUAUGCAAGCCCAACAAAGCGUUUGAGACAUGCAGAGUUGCUGGAGGAUACUUCUGACGCGUACUAUCAAAGCGUGCACAGAAAAUACGAGGCAUUCGAGCGACGACAAAAGGCGAGAGAGAAGGAGAAGCUCGUAUUUGAACGAUACAAGAUGCGGGCGAGGGUCGAGCAAUUGCGCAACCUAUCGGCGUACGCCUGGGCGGCCGUGAUCAGCAACGUUCUAUCUCGGUAUGGCGGGCAGACGUGCGCCAAGUCAAGGCAGAAAUUGGCCGACAAGGGACCAGAAUGGCUGAGGGCACAGCUGGUGAAGGAGGGCAAAGACGUGCUGAAACGCUAUGACCAGUUACUUCCCUCUGAUCAAAGAAAAUCCAAGCUUGGGACGACACCGACCCCGACAAUGACGCCAGGACCAAGCGUCUCACCGCCGCCCCUUAUGGUACCUGAUCGUGUGGCUGUCCUCAGAGAAUCCUCACGAGGUACAAAACGUCAAAGUCUGGACGCUGGCAAGCCCGCAAGAAGCUCAUUGCCCGGUCGACGCGUAUCGGAGCCUCCGGCCAAAGCUCCAAAGCGAUCCGAAAACGAUUCCCCAAACGGUCACCGCAGAGACCUCAGACCGAAACGUAAUUUGGUCGUCCCAAAUAUUCCUGGUCUGGACGAGGACAUCUGGGUCGUGAGCCAUCCUGAAAAAGCUCCGGCUGUGAGUCGAGAGGAGGCCUUGGAGAUGAGAGAAGUCGAAUCCGAGUGGCUCUGACAGCUGGCUGUAUGAUGUAGGGGGUAAGACUCCAUGAUGUCAGGUAUCCUGCGAAUCCAGCUCGGCUAAGCCUGUUUCUCCUUUUGAGCUUGAGAUUCCAGCAGCAUCAUGAUUGGCUUGGCUGUGAGGCUGGCCAUGCUCCCAAAUAUGGCCAAGGCUCCAAGCGUCGGUAAUAGUG
This is a messenger RNA of Kockovaella imperatae, 2215 nucleotides long. RefSeq lists its product as hypothetical. The transcript has 4 exons. The coding region runs from base 43 to 2037 and encodes 664 amino acids. Lineage: Eukaryota; Fungi; Basidiomycota; Tremellomycetes; Tremellales; Cuniculitremaceae. The record is from RefSeq and is a predicted model, not a curated record.